Molecule: messenger RNA, 357 nt
Organism: Theobroma cacao (cacao)
Lineage: Eukaryota; Viridiplantae; Streptophyta; Magnoliopsida; Malvales; Malvaceae
Source: RefSeq, a predicted model, not a curated record
AUGGGUGGAGGUGGUGGGUCAAAUUUUGGUGCUGGCUCAGGAGGAGGUGGUGCUGGAUCUGGAGGAGAAAAUAAUGAUUACCGAGGCGAACCGAGUGAUGGAGGUGAUGACAAUUGUGAUGAUGGUGGGGAUAGUGGAGCAAGGAAUGGUCUUAGACGUGGCUCAAAAGGGGUAGGAAGCAAAGGUGGAGGAGGAGGAGGUGGCGGCGGCAGAGGCAGCGAAGGUGGAUAUGGUGGAGGUUUUGACUAUGGAGGUGGAAGGGACAAUAGAGGAAAAGGUGGUGGCGGCAGCGACGGAAGUGGUGGAGGUGGCUUUGGUAGGGAGGUGAUCAUGGGUGUUAACAGAACAAGUUUGUGA